Molecule: messenger RNA, 4350 nt
Organism: Bombina bombina (fire-bellied toad)
Lineage: Eukaryota; Metazoa; Chordata; Amphibia; Anura; Bombinatoridae
Gene: TBC1D32
Product: TBC1 domain family member 32
Exons: 34
Coding region: 115-3996 (1293 amino acids)
Biological process (GO): non-motile cilium assembly
Source: RefSeq, a predicted model, not a curated record
AGCUGCUGUAACAGGAAGACAGUCCGUUUGUGCAGACUUUCCAAAGUAUCUCUUCUCGGAAAUAUUCUGUCUUUUGACAGAAAGUUUUUUUUUUUUUUUUCUUUUUUAAAAAGAAUGUCUAAUUUUUCACCUGAGGAUGAAGCACUGUUGCAGUCUAUGGUCAAACAGUUAUUGCAGAGUGUGAAGGAAAGACUGGCCAAUACACCAUCUGUUGAAUGUGCUGAAGAAAUCCUUCUUCAUCUGGAAGAGACUGAUGAACAUUUUCACAACUAUGAACUUGUUAAGUACCUCAGACAUUACAUUAAAAACUCCAUGGGAUCUGUCAUUGAAGAGGAAACAGAGAAAUGUACACUUGCUCAAAGCCAAGGAGAGGUAUCAGGGUUUGACACUCUUGUGCAACACGUCACCAGAAGGACGCGUGAAUCAAAAGAGUAUUCAGAGAUGAUGCACUCUCUCAAGAAUGUUAUGAUGGCUGUUGUAGAAACACUUCUCAACAAAUUUGAAGAAGAUCAGGCCAGAAAUAGAGAAAUGCAGAAGAAAAACCUUCAUGAGCAACAUACCAGUCGUUACACUGAUAACUGCUCAGACAGUGAUUCCUCUUUCAAUCAGAGUUACACAUUUAUGAACCAAGAACAAUUGCAGCUUAUAGCCGAGCAGCUGGAUCCUAACCAACCUGAAGAGGUGCGCAAAGAAGCUAUACAAACUCUCUGUUUUGCUCCUCCUUCUGAUGUUCUCAACUGUGAAUGUUGGAAUGUUCUUCAUAAGAACCUCACUUUAUCUCUUGCAGAUCCAGACUCGGCAUUUACAGAGAAGAUUCUGCGCUUUUAUGCAAAAACAUUUUCAUCAUCACCGCUGAAUAUGGCAAAAGAGAUUUAUACUAGUUUAGCCAAGCAUUUGGAAUUGUCAUUUAAAUCUAGAGAAUGUCCAAAAGCUACAUUAUCUACUGGUGUUGAUAUAACCAACCAGGAUGUUGUUCAUUUGCUGAAAAAGAUUCGACUUUUAAAUGACUACCAGAAGGAAGCUCCUUCUUUUUGGAUUCGGCACCCAGAAAAAUACAUGGAAGCAAUUGUGGAGAGCACUUUAUCACUUUUAUCAGUUAGUCAAGAUUCAAGCUUGCCUUCACAGUCGUUUCUGAACCCAGUUUUUUACUUGGCACUUAUUGAUACCAAAGCUGUAUGGUUUAAAAAAUGGAUGCAUUCUUACUACAGUAGAACUGUGGUGUUACGACUCCUAGAAAAGAAAUAUAAAUCUCUGAUUAUUGCAGCUAUAGAGCAAUGCUUCUAUUACUUUGAAUCAUCCCAAUCAGCAGCUGAAGACCAUCCUAGAACAACAAUGGCUUCUUGGCAAUAUUCUAGCACCAAACAGAAGACAUUGUACACCAAAAGAGAAUUACAUUAUUUAUACUUUGUUCAUUCACUUAGUCUUCUAGGAAGAGUAUUGAUAUAUAAGCAUGGAAGGAAAUUGUUCCCUGUGAAACUGAAGAAUAGAAAAGAAUUGGUUUCUCUUUCUGAGCUGGUGGUAUUAUUUACUAACAUCAUGCUGUACUGUCCUAAUGACCAAACUAGGACACUUGGAGCCUUUGCUGGAAGCUAUGCUCCUUCAAGCUUAGCUAUGGAAGUACUCAGGAUGCUUUGUGAUCGCAAGGAAUGUGCCAAUGAAUGUUUAUUUACUGGAGCAGUUAUUGAUUCCCUUCUGUCUCCAGUACAAAAGCUUUUGAAAGGAAAAAAGAUUCAUCAGAACUGUGAUGAAAUUGCUUUGACAUAUAUUGCUGAUAUUUUAGCAAGAAUUGCAACUGUUGAAGGAGGACUUUCUAUUCUUCUUUAUGGGGAAAAUGUAGAGAGCACAAAAGACAGCUAUGGGGCUGCUCACACUAUUGCACAGUUUUCUAAGAAGGUUCUCAUUGAAGAUAUUCCUGUAUUAUCCGAAUCAGAAAUGAUGCCUGCUUUGAAAGGAUCUUUCAUAUUUGUGUGUCGCCAAAUAUAUCACACGUGUGAAGGACUGCAGGUGUUGCUUCCCUAUAAAUUACAUGAAUGCAUUGCUGAUGCUUGGAAAAAGACCGUUUUGCUCUCAGAACGAACCCCAACACCUGUAGCUGGAACUUCUUCACUUACAGCUGAAACUCAGGAAUCGCAGGUAAUGGUCUGGGAGGAAUCCUUGCUAGACAACCUGCUAAAUUUUGCCGCUACACCAAAAGGACUUCUGCUUCUUCAACAAACUGGAGCCAUCAAUGAGUGUGUAACUUACAUGUUCAGUCGAUAUACAAAGAAACUCCAGGUUAGCAGAUGUGAGAAGUUUGGUUAUGGUGUCAUGGUUACACAAGUUGCAGCCACAGCACCUGGAGCACGUGCUCUACAAAAAUCAGGCUUUAUCCAGGCUCUUGUCACUGAUCUGUGGGCUGUUUUAGAAUGUGGAAGAGAUGACAUCAGAGUAAUUCACCCUAAGCCUAUUCCUGUUGACCCAAUAGAUAGAAGCUGUCAAAAGUCUUUUCUAGCCUUAGUGAAUUUACUGUCGUCCUACCCAGCUGUUUAUGAACUAAUAGGCAAGCAUGAAUUACCUUCAAAGGAUGAAUAUUCCCUACGUGAAGUUCCCACUUCUUUUGAUGAUAUUCUUGACAGACUUGUUAUUAUUAAUUCAGAUGCUAAAAGGAAUUCUCUCUUUAACUAUGAACAGUCGCACACUUUUGGUUUAAGAUUGCUGAGUGUCCUGUGUUGUAACCUUAAUACCCUGCUACUUUUAGAAUCACAGUUCAAAGUAAGCGAGAUGCUUUUGAAUGAUCAGAAGGAAAACACUAUUGAAUCAUCCAGUGGUUCGAGAAAUGUCAUUAUUGAUGGUUUGUCAGUGGAGAGAAACCAUAUACUUAUUCGAAUGAACUUAAUUGGAGGACCCCGUGAGCGUGUUUUACCCCCCAGAGCUUUACUUCACAGUAAUGAUCCGUAUCCUUGGCCAAUGUUUUCAUCCUAUCCUUUGCCAAAGUGUUAUAUUUUGGAAAUUCCUUUGAAGGAGGAAGUCAAAAAAGAUGACAUCUUCAAGUUUUUAUAUAACAAUAAUGAAGACACUAAAAAUUGGAUAGAUAACUGCAAAAAAAUUGUUUGCAAAACAAUCAAGACCAAACCUCAUGCCAUUGGAGGAGCAAUUUACGGAGAGUUGUUAAACAAAUAUGUACUACAUCUUUCUGAGAACCCGUCAAAUAUUUUUUUCAAAAACUCAGAAUACAAAGAUGCAUAUGUUCAAGACGCACCCCUUUCUGCCCUUCAACAGCUCGGUGUAAAAAUGGCAAUCAGGUACGGUAGACACCUAAAUAUUUUGAAAAGCAGCAGUGAAAAGGAUCUUACUGAAAUACUGAAACAAUGUGAACAAUUUUUGAAACAACAACAAAAUGCUACCACCUCUCAUCUCUCGUUUUUGCAGAAUGGUUAUCCCGGAUAUGACUGGUUUGUAUCUUCUGUGUUCCUUUUAAUGUUAGGAGACAGUAAGAAAACAUUAACAUUUCUGCUGAAAUUCUCCGGUCUUCUUGUCUCUGCAUAUCUUUGGUUGCCACGACUUCACAAAUCUAAACAUUUGCCUGCUGAUAUUGCAGAAUCUGGAAUCCAUCCAAUAUACUUUUGUACUGCUCAUUACAUUGAGAUGCUGAUGAAGGCAGAGGUGCCACUUGUCUUUUCAGCGUUCCGCAUGUCUGGCUUUACUCCAUCACAGAUAUGUCAACAUUGGUUAAGUCAGUGCUUCUGGAAUUAUUUAGACUGGAUUGAGAUCUGCCAUUAUAUCGCUGUAUGCACCAUUCUUGGACCUGAUUACCAGGUGUAUUUUUGUGUAGCAAUAUUCAAACAUUUACAUCAAGAAAUCCUACAACACACACAAACUCAAAAUCUACAAGUUUUUCUAAAAGAAGAAGCUAUCCACGGAUUUCAAGUUGGCAAUUACCUGGAAUACAUGGAAGGUCUAGAACAGAUGUAUCGACCAAUGGUAUUAAAAGAAAUGAGUAAAUUUGCACUUCACUGAAAUGAUAAAAUCAUCUACUUAGCUAGCAGAUUCUCUUGAAAGGGAUACUUUACAAUUUAAAAUAAAGGGCAACAAAUUGUAUAUAUAUUUUUUAUAUUGUAUGUAUUUAAUAAGCAGUGUUAUUCAGUUAUUUACCUAAGUCAAAUUAGAGUUUUGAGACAAAUGCCUUUUAUAGGUCACGUUUUCGGGGAUACAGUGAAAUGGAAUAAAGGACACAGAAAACACAUGUUGAAAUAUGUUCAUACAAUAGGUAUUUGUGAAAUGCUUACUUUUUAGUAAAUGUUGCUUGGCUUCUGAACUGCUGUGAUAUAUUUUUGACUUUGUAAAAAAUAAAAUUUUAUAUUUACCCAUGUA